Rhagoletis pomonella (apple maggot) is the source of this 854-nucleotide messenger RNA. Its product is annotated as cardioactive peptide-like. The transcript is spliced from 3 exons. The coding region runs from base 264 to 695 and encodes 143 amino acids. Lineage: Eukaryota; Metazoa; Arthropoda; Insecta; Diptera; Tephritidae. The record is from RefSeq and is a predicted model, not a curated record.
GGUUUGCUAGCUCAGGGACAAUUAAAAGUUAAGCCGUCCACUUUAACGGUCAAUUGUGCAUCGAACGUGGCCCGGAGCAGUUUAUCGCAAGAAAGCUUUCAAGAUUCACGAAUUUCAAGACAAAGUACCAUAUGCAGGAAUUUUCAAAAAAUUGUGAAAAGUGAAAAGUUUGUUUCAAUUAUUUUCUGAAAUUGAAAAUAAAUUACUAAAGGUGUAAAGAGAAUUUGUUUGCAAGUUAAAAAAUUAAUUAAUUUUUAAUUAACAUGUUGCUAUGGAAAGUAUGCUCAUUCAUUUGCUUGCUGUGUAUACAUUCUACAUUUCAAAUUGAGCUGGAUAAUAACUAUUUAAAUCACAAAUUAAGUGGCGUCAUUCAAUGGAAGUAUGAGAAGCGGCCGUUUUGUAAUGCUUUUACAGGUUGCGGCAAGAAACGGUCAUCUCUUCCACCUUAUCCCUUAUGGAAACGCGCCGAUAUUGAUGAAGCAAAAGCGUACAACAGCGAUGAUGUGGCCGAAGGACUAAGUGAUCUCAUCGAUAUAAAUGCUGAACCGGCUGUGGAAAAUGUACAAAAACAAAUUAUGUCCCAGGCUAAGAUAUUUGAAGCCAUUAAAGAGGCCAGCAAGGAAAUAUUCCGCCAGAAGAAUAGACAAAGAAUGAGGCAACUUGAAGAGAAUCAAGAUACAGUUGAAGGAGUUUAGGCAACAAAAAAGAAAAGGAAUGAAAAUGACAAGAACAAAAAGAUAUAGAAAGUGUUAACGCAUAUAGAAAAGAAGCUAUAGUAAUAAAAACUCUUUGAAAAAAGUAAUAAAACUAAAACUAAUAAAAAAAUUACAAAUGCAUGUAGCGUUACUACGCCU